Molecule: messenger RNA, 5795 nt
Organism: Anguilla rostrata (American eel)
Lineage: Eukaryota; Metazoa; Chordata; Actinopteri; Anguilliformes; Anguillidae
Gene: si
Product: sucrase-isomaltase
Exons: 48
Coding region: 97-5529 (1810 amino acids)
Biological process (GO): carbohydrate metabolic process
Molecular function (GO): carbohydrate binding; alpha-1,4-glucosidase activity
Source: RefSeq, a predicted model, not a curated record
CACACACAUACAUUUCUAUAUAUAGAGGCAUCAUCAGGUAUGUACUGUCGUUUGAGACCAGCUUUCCCCUGACAAUACAGAAAGUCGGCCAUAAAGAUGGGAAAGCGGAAGUUCUCAGGGUUGGAGGUCAUACUAAUUGUGAUGUUCCUGCUGAUUUCUGUGGUUGCGGUGGCCCUGAUUGUGCUGUUGGCCACGGCAGACCAAACUGUCAUUAAGGAUGAUGGGGUUCUGGAGUUUGCUCCAAAAUGUCCAAACAUUACACUAGGAGAGAGAGUUGACUGUUACCCUGAUGCAGGAGCAUCACAGAAUUUGUGCAUCGCUCGAGGUUGCUGCUGGCAGCCAAUGGAUGAGGCUUUUGUUCCAUGGUGCUUCUUCCCCACCAACCAUGGAUAUCAAGUUAUGAGUCAGUCAAGCAACAGUCAAGCAAAAACAGAAGCCCAGCUGAAAAGGAUGCCUUCUCCCUCCCUCUUCGGAGCCGACAUAGAGGAGCUCACGUUUCAAGCCGAGAUGCAGACAGACAACCGGUUUCGAUUCAAGAUUACAGAUGCUCACAAAGCCAGGUUUGAAGUACCUCAUGAGCAUGUGAAACCACCUAGCAGUACCGCUACCCCUAACCCAAACUACACUUUUGAGCUGGUCAAAAAUCCCUUUGGUGUGAAGUUGCGCAGGAAGUCCUCUGGAAACGUCCUGUUUGACACUACAAUAGGCCCCCUGGUAUUUGCUGAUCAGUACCUACAGCUUUCAGCCAAGCUUCCCUCACAUAACAUCUAUGGGCUGGGAGAGCAUGUCCAUCAGAACUUCCGCCAUGACACAAACUGGAAGACCUGGCCCAUCUUCACCCGCGAUGCCUUCCCCAAUGGAGGAACCCAUAACCUCUAUGGUGCAUACACCUUUUUCCUGUGCCUUGAGGAUGAGAGCGGAAAAUCAUUUGGUGUUUUCCUUAUGAACAGCAAUGCCAUGGAGGUAACAAUUCAGCCAGCCCCAGCAGUUACCUACCGGACUAUCGGAGGCAUCCUGGACUUCUAUAUUCUCUUAGGAGACACUCCGGAAGGAGUGGUCCAAGAGUAUCUUGAGCUGAUUGGCAGGCCUGUGAUCCCACCCUACUGGUCGCUGGGCUUCCAGUUGUCGCGGUGGGACUACGGAAGCCUGGAUGAAGUGAAGCUCACUGUGGAGAGGAAUCGCGCGAUUGGGCUGCCUUAUGAAAUCCAAUACACGGACAUCGACUACAUGGAAGACAAAAAAGACUUUACAUAUGAUACAGUGAAAUUCAAAGACCUGCCUCAGUUUGCUGAUUACUUACAUGAGUUUGGUCAAAAAUAUAUUCUCAUAUUGGAUCCAGCUAUUGCCACCAGUCGGAGGGUGAAUGGGGCAUAUGGCUCAUAUGACAGAGGCACGGUGAAGAAAGCCUGGGUCACAGAAUCUGAUGGGAAAACACCACUAGUGGGAGAGGUCUGGCCAGGAGAGACAGUGUUUCCUGACUACACCAAUCCUGCUUGCAUUGAGUGGUGGGUUGAUGAGAUUGAGAGGUUCUAUAAGGAAGUGAAGCAUGAUGCACUCUGGAUUGACAUGAACGAGGUGGCAAACUUCAAGAAAGGUUCUACCAAAGGAUGUGCUGCCAACAAUCUGAAUUACCCACCUUUUACUCCAAACAUCCUGGAUGGUGUCAUGUACAGUAAGACCCUCUGUAUGGAUGCCAAGCAAACGUGGGGUGACCACUACGAUGUCCACAGCCUCUACGGAUACUCAAUGGUCCUGGCCACAGAGAUUGCUCUGAAACGAGUGUUUGGCAACAACCGAACACUGAUGCUCACUAGGUCCUCCUUCCCCGGGGUGGGCAAGUACUCUGGCCACUGGCUAGGCGACAACGCAGCCAACUGGAAUGACAUCAAGUGGGCUAUCCCGGGAAUGCUGGAAUUUGGUCUUUUUGGGGUCCCUUAUAUUGGUGCGGACAUCUGUGGCUUUUUUGACGACACAACAGAGGAGCUCUGUCGCCGCUGGAUGCAGGUCGGGGCGUUCUACCCCUUCAGCCGCAAUCACAAUGCGCAGAAUUAUAAGCCACAGGAUCCAGCCUAUUUUGGUGCUGACUCAUUGCUGGUGAACACCUCUAAGCACUACCUGAACAUCCGCUACACACUCCUGCCUUAUUUGUACACUCUUUUCUACAAGGCCCACGUUUAUGGGGACACAGUUGUCCGGGCCAUGAUGCACGAGUUUUACUCAGACAACGCCACCUGGGCAGUGGACCGGCAGUUCCUGUGGGGACCUCACCUCCUCAUCACGCCUGUCUUAGAACCUAAUGUGGACAAAGUGUGGGCCUACAUCCCAGAUGCAGUGUGGUACGACUAUGAAACGCAAGAGCGGCUGAUAUCCCGUAAACAGCAUGUUGAAAUGAACCUCCCUGCUGACAAAUUAGGCCUGCACAUAAGAGGAGGGGCCAUUCUCCCAACACAGAGCCCAGCUGUCACCACUGUCUACAGUCGGCGCAACCCCAUGGGGCUGAUCAUUGCGCUUGAUGACGCCAACAGAGCUGCAGGAGAGCUAUUCUGGGAUGACGGUGACUCUAGAGACACCGUGUUAUCUGGCACAUACAUCCAUUACAAGUUCUCUGUGGAUUCUGGUGUUUUGCAAAUCCAGGCUCUGAAAACAGGUUACACCGAUCCCAACAACUUAAAGUUUGAGACCAUCACCAUCCUGGGUCUCAAGAUCCCCCCUUUUACCAUCACGGUCGGUGGCGAUAACACCACCUCAGUACCGCCUGAGAACUUUGCCUACAACAGCACCACGCAGGUCCUGCACAUCACGGGGCUGCAGCUGCAGCUGGGUAAGAACUACACGGUGCGGUGGGACGAAAUGAUUGCGAGAAUUGAUUGCCACCCCGAAGAGAACGCCACUGAAACAAAAUGCAGAGCCAGAGGCUGCAUCUGGCAGCCAGUCAACAUACCGGGUGCUCCCUGGUGUUAUUACCCCGAAGACUCUGGUUACAGAGUGGAAAACGUGCAAGAACAGAAUGGUGGCUUGUCUGUUGAUAUCCGACGGAACAUCAAGCAGCAGGCCUUUCAUCGACAGGGGUCACCCGAUAUUGACCUCCUGAGAGUGGAGAUAAAAUACCACAGUGGUCACAUGCUGCAGUUCAAGGUAUAUGACCCUGCUAAUAAACGUUUUGAAGUCCCUGUCCCUCUAAAUGUGCCAAGCACACCAGAGACAGAUGAGAAGAAGAGGUCAUAUAUCGUUACGGUGUUGGACUCCCCCUUUGGAAUCCGCGUGGUGAGGAAGAGCACAGGAACAGUCAUAUGGGAUUCUGCCAUCCCUGGCUUCACGUUUUCUGACCUCUUCAUUCAGAUAUCCACUCUCCUUCCCUCCGAGUACAUUUAUGGAUUUGGGGAAACAGAGCACCAGCAAUAUGCCCAUGAUAUGAACUGGCACACGUGGGGCAUGUUUGCAAAAGACCAGCCUCCUGGAUACAAAAUGAACUGCUACGGUGUGCAUCCCUUCUACAUGGGAUUGGAGAAGACUUCCGAAGCCCACGGAGUACUGCUGCUCAACAGUAAUGCCAUGGAUGUGACCCUGCAGCCAACCCCAGCAUUGACCUAUCGGACCCUUGGUGGUAUCUUGGACUUCUACAUGGUGAUGGGGCCCACCCCUGAGCUGGUGGUACAGCAGUAUACUGCCCUCAUUGGCCGUCCAGUUAUGCCAGCAUACUGGGCACUCGGGUUCCAGCUCUGUCGCUACGGAUACGAAAAUGACACGGAAAUUUCACAACUUUACGAAGAUAUGAGGAAAGCUGAAAUUCCCUAUGACGUCCAAUAUGCGGACAUUGACUACAUGGAGAGGCAGCUGGAUUUUGUCCUGGAUAAAAAUUUCAAGGGAUUACCUGCACUGGUGGACCAAAUGAGAAACGAGGGCAUGAAAUUCAUUUUCAUUCUGGACCCCGCAAUCUCGGGCAACGAGACGGCAUACCCCGCUUUUGAGCGAGGAGUCCAGGAUGACGUUUUCAUCAAAUGGCCGGCUGAGAUAAGCAACGAUAUUGUCUGGGGGAAGGUCUGGCCUGACUAUCCCAAUGUCACUGUGAAUAAUACUUUAGACUGGGACACUCAAGUGGAGCGCUACAGAGCUUAUGCUGCCUUCCCAGACUUCUUCCGCAGCAGGACAGCAACAUGGUGGCACAGAGAGAUUGAGGAAUUCUACAACAAAACAAUGAAGUUUGAUGGUCUAUGGAUCGACAUGAAUGAGCCAGCGAGUUUUGUCCAUGGUACCGUCGGUGGACAAUGUUUGGGAAACCCCAUCUAUGACUUCCCGUCUUACAUGCCCCCUCUGGAAUCCAAGCACAUGGGACUUAGGCACAAGACACUGUGCAUGAACAGUCAGCAGUUCCUUCCUGACGGCACUCCGGUCAAGCACUACGAUGUCCACAACCUGUACGGCUGGUCGCACACAAAGCCCACUUAUGAUGCCUUGUUGAAAGUCACCGGGGAGAGAGGGAUCGUGGUGACCCGAUCAACAUACCCCUCGAGUGGGAAGUGGGCAGGUCACUGGCUUGGAGACAACAAUGCCAGCUGGGACCAGCUGGCCAAGUCCAUUAUUGGAAUGAUGGAGUUCAGUUUGUUUGGCAUCUCCUAUACUGGUGCUGAUAUCUGUGGCUUCUUCAAUGAACCUACUUAUGACAUGUGUCUUCGCUGGAUGCAGUUGGGAGCAUUCUACCCUUAUUCCCGAAAUCACAACGGACUAGGGAACCCAAGACAAGACCCUGUGGCCUGGGACGCAGAAUUUGCGGCUGCUUCGAGGGACGUCUUGAACAUCCGCUACACGCUGCUGCCCUACCUCUACACCCUCAUGUUCCAAGCCCACAGCGAGGGCAGCACUGUGGUCAGGCCUCUGCUACACGAGUUCGUGGAUGACCGUAUCACAUGGAGCAUUUACGAGCAGUUCCUCUGGGGUCCUGCCCUGCUCAUAAGUCCGGCUUUAUAUCCGAAUAUCACAGUGGUGAAGGGUUACAUGCCAGAUGCCCGCUGGUAUAACUAUCAUACAGCGAAAGACAUAGGACAGAGGCGCAUGUGGGUGAACAUGGAUACCCCCCUGAAUCAGAUCAACCUCCAUGUGCGAGGAGGGCACAUCCUUCCCUGGCAGAAACCAGAGAACAACACGCAAUACAGUCGGAACAACCCCCUAGGCCUGAUCGUUGCCCUGAGCGAUGCUGGAGAUGCACAAGGCUCUUUCUUCUGGGACGAUGGGAAAAGCAUUGACACGUAUGGAAACAAACAAUAUCUCCUGGUCUCUUUCAAUGCCAGCCAGAGCUCCCUGGUGAACAACGUGACGCACGACGGACUUGCCCCUGCUGACAGACUGGUACUGGGAGAAGUGAAAGUCUGGGGGGCUCGGACGCAAGUGAAAACAGUGACGGUGCAGAUUAGAUCAGAGCCACCUAUCCCUGUUACCACCUUCACUCAUAACCCAACCACACAGGAGCUGGUUGUGGAUUUAACAACAUUAUCUGUCUCUGUGGAGCAGCCCUUCAAACUAAAUUUCACAUAACACCAUAACCAAACUGCUUAAUCAUUCCACAUGUGGAUAAUGCAAGAAUAACCAAUUGUAAAUAAUAAUAAAAUAACAAUAAUGAAACUGAAAUUGAAAUGAAAAUGCAUUUAUGGAAUCCUUGAAAAACAUUCAGAAUUAAAAUGUGCAAUGUUUUAAUGUAAAAUAAUUUAAUAUAAAUUAUUGUAUAAAUGUAAAAAUAUAGCACCCAAUAUAAAAAUAAAUUCAAGUUUUGUUGUCUAACAGCUUGUAACUUUCAUGAACUU